This is a messenger RNA of Vombatus ursinus (common wombat), 1826 nucleotides long. Its product is annotated as GTPase IMAP family member 1-like. Gene Ontology annotation, molecular function: GTP binding. The coding region runs from base 111 to 1070 and encodes 319 amino acids. The record is from RefSeq and is a predicted model, not a curated record. Gene Ontology annotation, cellular component: endoplasmic reticulum. The transcript has 3 exons. Lineage: Eukaryota; Metazoa; Chordata; Mammalia; Diprotodontia; Vombatidae.
UUUUACAGGUAAGGAGACUCUGAGAGGUUAAGAUACUUGCCUUGUAUCACAUAGCUAAUAAGUGCCUGCUCUAGGAUUUGAACCUCCAUCUCCCAUCUGAUAAGGUAAACAUGAGAGAAAGAAAAGUGGCAAAAGAUGAAGAAAACCCCUAUGAUUCAGGAGAGGAGAGACAGCUCCUACAACAGACCAAGCUGAGGCUAAUCCUAGUGGGGAAAACAGGAACCGGGAGAAGUGCAACAGGGAACAGCAUCCUCGGGGAGAAUGUAUUUGUGUCCCAGCUUUCGGGGGCGCCAGUGACGAAGAUCUGCAGCAAAGGGAGCCGGAGGUGGGGUGGAGAGGAAAUUGAGAUCAUUGACACUCCUGAUAUCUUUAGCCUAGAAGUGUCUACUGAAGGUCUAAUUUCUCAAGAAGUCUUUCGAUGUUAUCUCCUCUCCUCUCCGGGGCCCCACGCGCUGAUCAUGGUGAUCCAGCUAGGUCGCCACACUGAAGAGGACCAGGAAGCCAUGAAGAAAGUGAAGGAGAUCUUUGGGAAUAAUGUUGUGAAGCACACAGUCAUCCUUUUUACCCGCAAGGAAGAUCUUGGAGGGGGGUCCAUAAAGGAUUACGUCAAGUUUACAGAUAACCAGGCCCUGAAAGAUCUGGUUACACAAUGUGGGGACCGGGUCUGUGCCUUCAGCAACCGGGCCACAGGGAGGGAGCAGGAAGAGCAAGUGAAGGAGCUGAUGGAUAUAGUGGAGAGCCUGGUACAGAAGAAUAGGGGUGAGCAUUACACCAAUGAGGUGUACAGCCUAGUGGAAGAGCUCCAAUGGGCCAAUGCAGAGGAGAAGUUCAGAAAAAUUGGGGAGAAGGUGGCUAAGUUUAAGGAAAAGAAUAAGAGGUCCCCGGAGUUAGGGGCAAAGUUCUUCCUGAGGUUCAGAGGUUUGUGUAAAUCAAGAAUCAAGAAAAUCUCAAGCAUUGCCAUCUUUGGCAUCUUCAUCCUGUGGCUAGUGACCCCCAGCAGGCUUUAUAAUGCCUGGUUGGGCAUCAGGAGUCUUUUUAGUGGCUGGUUGGGCAUCACUAGUUAUGAAUAGCUGCUGGUUUCUACCAUCUUUAUUAGUCAUCAGGGGAAAUUUGUCAAGAACAAUGCCUUCAGAAUUUCAUCACUUCUUGGCUAUCUAUUACCCUUUUGUAAACCUAUCUACAGCAUAGCCUGAAAAGUCUAGCUUAUGUCUCUUCUCCUUCAAGAAACCUUGCCAGCCAAUGCCAGCUCUCAUGGUGAAGGAAGCUUAGAGCAUUUAAAAUAGCAGUGGAUUUGUAGUCAGAUGACCUAGGUUCAAAAUCUAGUUCUGCCUCUUACGGUUUAUCUAAAUUUGGAUACAACCAUUUAAUUUCUAUUGUUCUCAGUUUCCUCAUCUAUCUAAUGGGGGUGGGCAGGCUGGAGGAUUUUUAAGGUCCCUCCUAGCUCUAAAUCUAUGAAAUCUCUUCCCUGACUUCCUUUCAUACAUGGAUCUAGCUUCUGGAGCUUGCUUCAUACCUCCUGGUUCCAUAGCUCUUUGAGGUUCAAAAUCCUCCAUUAGUCUCUGCAAGUGCUGCCUUUACCUACAGCUACAAUUGCUCACAUUCAUACAGUAUGCCAAGGUUUCCUCACAACUCUGUGAGACAGGGAGUGUAAGUAUAUAAUCCAUAUUUUUUUAGAUGAGGAAAAGACUUAGAGAAGUCAACCUGCUCCCAGUAACACAGAUGCAAACGCUGGAGCUAGAUCUUCCAACUUCAGAUGUGGAGUGUUCUUUCUGUUUCCCUAAGCUGCUUCUCUUCUAUUUUCUUUUCUUUUCUUUUUUUUUUUUCAA